Molecule: messenger RNA, 1230 nt
Organism: Anopheles maculipalpis
Lineage: Eukaryota; Metazoa; Arthropoda; Insecta; Diptera; Culicidae
Exons: 1
Coding region: 1-1230 (409 amino acids)
Molecular function (GO): protein binding
Source: RefSeq, a predicted model, not a curated record
AUGCAACCGAUCGGUGGACGACGGUCACUCGAUCUUCCGCACUGGCUACCGCUGGUGGUGCUGGUGUACGGUACGAAGCUCAUCCUACAAGCAACCGGUGAGAUUGUGAUUUGCAACUACGAAAAGUUCCACCUGUUCGACAGCAUGUACCGACCGCGGACGGACAACUUCUGCGUGUUUAACGAUGUGUACCUCGGCAGUGAUGUGAAGGGUGCAGACUUUUUGGCGAGCAGUCUCGACUAUAAGCGUGUCGCGUUUGCGAACUCCAAGUUCCCGCAGGUGCCACCGUCGCUGUUCAAGAACUUUGACGAUAUCCGGGAGCUGUACGUGAGACGCUGUUCGGUGGAGAUGCUGAAGAUUACGCGCCUGCUGGAGAAAGUGUACGCCGGUGGCAAUCGUAUCGAGAGUGUGCAGCUGGAUGGGAAUGCAUCGAACAGUUUGCGUGAGCUGUACCUCGAUGGCAAUAGACUGCACGGGCUCGCUAACCUAACCAAUCUGCCGGCGAUAGAGGUGUUGGUGCUGGAGAAUAACCCUCUACUGGGCAAUGUGGAUUUCGCCCAGUUCGCCCGUAUGGAGCGUCUGUGGAAGCUCGAUCUGGAGCGGAUCGGUAUGAGCCGGAUCAGCAAUGGGCUGAAGCGACCACUGACCGAACUGCGACGACUCGAUCUCUCCAACAACGCUCUCACGUACGUGCAUGUGCGGAUGUUUCGCACCUUCCCGAAGCUUGAACAUCUCUGGCUGCACGGCAACCGGUUGUACUUUAUGGAAGCGGACCAGGUGCGGGUCCUGAUGCCCUCCAUCCGCAGCAUUGUGAUCGAUGAUAAUUUUUGGGGCUGUGGACAUCUGGCACUGUUGGGGAAGCAGUUGCGCGACCUGGGUAUCAUUAUACGCCACGGUAACUGUCGUACGGAGCGUGCCGUGCAUCGGGUGUGCUGUUCGGACGAGACGGACGUGGUCGAUACGCGAUAUCUCAUCGAGAUGGGCAUCAGGCACGAGACGCGCGUUCAGCAGGACGUGCGAGAACUGAGGGCGGAAAAUGAUUUCCUGCGGCGAGAUUUGGAGCGACUGAAAGGGAUGCUGGGGGAGCUGAUGGCAAACUUUACACGGUCUGUUGCGGCACCGCCGGCUAAUGCGGAGGUAGCAAUGGAUGCUGAGGAGUCCGGAGAGCAGCCGGAAAGCAAUGCAACGUCUUCAUUUGAAGAGUACGAAGAGGAUGGAAGUGAAAAGUGA